Messenger RNA from Pezoporus flaviventris, 1792 nucleotides. It is a transcript of the gene MAPK11, whose product is annotated as mitogen-activated protein kinase 11. The record is from RefSeq and is a predicted model, not a curated record. Bases 113 to 1198 code for a protein of 361 amino acids. Gene Ontology annotation, cellular component: nucleus; cytoplasm. Gene Ontology annotation, biological process: intracellular signal transduction; protein phosphorylation. The transcript has 12 exons. NCBI's taxonomy places the organism in Eukaryota, Metazoa, Chordata, Aves, Psittaciformes, Psittacidae. Gene Ontology annotation, molecular function: MAP kinase activity; ATP binding.
CCUCCCCUCCCGGUCCCUCCUCCCCGCCGGCGCCGGCCGUGCCCGCUUCGCUCCCCGCCCCGGCUCAGGGGCGGCUGCCGCCGCUGCUGCUGCCGCUGGCGGCUCUGGCAAAAUGUGCGAGCGCGGCAGCUUCUACAGGCAGGAGCUGAACAAGACUGUGUGGGAGGUACCCCAGCGCUACCAGAACCUCACCCCAGUGGGCUCUGGUGCCUACGGCUCCGUCUGCUCAGCUUAUGAUACCAAAACAAGACAGAAGGUGGCGGUAAAAAAGCUUUCAAGACCUUUUCAAUCGCUUAUUCAUGCGCGGAGGACCUACAGGGAGCUUAGGUUGCUAAAGCACAUGAAGCAUGAAAACGUUAUAGGAUUGCUGGAUGUUUUUACACCUGCAACAUCAAUAGAAAAUUUUAACGAAGUGUAUCUUGUGACAAAUUUAAUGGGUGCUGACCUGAAUAACAUUGUGAAGUGCCAGAAGUUAACAGAUGACCAUAUACAGUUUCUCAUCUAUCAGUUACUUCGAGGUCUUAAGUAUAUUCACUCAGCUGGAAUCAUCCACAGGGACCUGAAGCCCAGUAACCUAGCUGUAAAUGAAGACUGUGAAUUGAGGAUUUUAGACUUUGGUUUAGCUCGACAAACUGAUGAUGAAAUGACUGGAUACGUUGCAACAAGAUGGUACAGAGCUCCAGAAAUCAUGUUAAAUUGGAUGCACUACAAUCAGACAGUUGAUAUCUGGUCAGUUGGAUGCAUCAUGGCAGAGUUAUUGAAAGGGAAGGCCCUGUUUCCUGGAAACGAUUAUAUUGAUCAACUAAAGAGAAUAAUGGAAGUUGUGGGCACACCCAGUUCUGAACUUCUGAAAAAGAUCUCAUCAGAACAUGCAAGAAAAUACAUUGAAUCUCUUCCACAUAUGCCUCAACAGGAUUUAAAGGCAGUAUUUCGUGGUGCCAAUCCAUUAGCUGUAGAUCUUCUUGAGAAGAUGCUUAUAUUAGAUAGCGAUAAGAGAAUUACUGCCUCAGAAGCACUUGCCCAUCCAUACUUUGUACAGUAUCAUGAUCCAGAUGAUGAACCUGAGGCUGAAGUGUAUGAUGAGUCAAUAGAGAAUAAGGAGAGAAACAUAGAUGAAUGGAAAGAACUUACCUAUGAAGAAGUGAUCAGCUUUAAACCCCCUGACUUAAAAAUGGAUAGCCUGGAGAUAGAACAGUGAAUACAGGCAGCUCCGUUUUGCCUUGAUGCACUAUGAAGACUGUUAAAAUAUAACCAUACAAUUUCACCUGUGGUCAGACAUAGAUUCUGCUAUCCAAAGAUGUUGGAGAAGAUGUGGAAAAGCAGAUGCAUUACAUACAGAAGCCAGAUGUUGUCUGGCUUGGGUGGGGGUUUUCUGCCUUGUAAUAAGAAUGUAUUCCCAACUCACAAAGGGUGACAAAGAACUACUUCAUUCUGACAAAAUUAUGCACUGAGUUCUGUCGAGCUGUGUUCUGCAUGUUCCAUUUUAUCAAUUGUAUUGCCAAAAUAAAGGUGACUUUUUGAAUUAAUUUUAAAAUUGUACAUUUAAAGCAUGAAUGUAUCAAACAUAAGCAUAGAUGUUCAUACAAGCAGUCCUUUUUUCUUCUGGCAUUUCAUCUGUUUUCCUAUUAUUUAUAGUUAGUGCCUUUAUGAAGGGAGGGCGUGGUAGCGAGAUAGACGCAGUAUGCAUAUGUAGCCAUAUCUGUGGUGGUCUUACGAAUUUACUGGAUGUCUCUCAAGCAAUCUUAACACCAGUUGAAAGUCAGUAAAAAUAAAUCUUUGUCUUCUGUUGCCA